This is a messenger RNA of Capsaspora owczarzaki ATCC 30864, 1307 nucleotides long. Its product is annotated as translation factor pelota. Gene Ontology annotation, biological process: nuclear-transcribed mRNA catabolic process, no-go decay; RNA surveillance; nuclear-transcribed mRNA catabolic process, non-stop decay. The record is from RefSeq and is a predicted model, not a curated record. Gene Ontology annotation, cellular component: cytoplasm. The coding region runs from base 35 to 1192 and encodes 385 amino acids. The transcript is spliced from 8 exons. Lineage: Eukaryota; Filasterea; Ministeriida; Capsasporidae.
UUUUGUUUUCAGUGUAUUUUCAUUUUCUCAGCGAAUGCGGUUGCUGAAGCGUGAGAUUGAGCGCGAUCAGACUGGCUCGGUGCUGCUGCUGCCGGAGGAGGCAGAGGACAUGUGGCACGCGUACAACCUCAUUGCAGUCGGCGACAAGCUGCGUGCGUCCACCGUCCGCCGCGUCCAGUCAGAGUCAAACACAGGCUCAGUCGAGUCCAACCGCGUCCGAGUCACUCUGACGGUCGAGAUCGAGUCCGUUCAAUACGAUGUCAAGGCAUGCACUCUGCGCAUCAACGGAAGAAACGUCGAGGAAAACGACUUUGUCCGAAUGGGUGCGUAUCACACGAUCGAUUUGGAGCUGAAUCGAAAGUUCCAGCUCUCAAAGACAGAGUGGGACAUUAUCAGCCUCGAGCGCAUUGACAUGGCUUGCGACGUGAAACAAUCCGCCGACGUUGCUGCAGUUCUGAUGCAAGAAGGAUUUGCAUGCGUGUGCCUCGUAACUUCGAGCAUGACGAUCGUACGAGCCCGGAUAGAAGCGGCAGUUCCGCGCAAGCGAAAAGGCAGCGCUACGCAACACGAUAAAGCCCUGGACAGAUUUUUCGAAUCGACCAUGCAGGCGAUUUUGCAUCACGUCGACUUUUCCAUUGUCAAGUGCGUGUUGAUUGGAAGCCCAGGCUUUGUUAAGGACCAAUUUGCCGAGUACAUGUUUGCCCAGGCAAUCAAGCAAGAAAUCAAAGUUUUGAGCGAAAACCGCUCAAAGUUCCUCCUGGUGCACGCCUCCUCUGGCCACAAACACGCUCUGACAGAGUUGUUGACAGAUCCUGCAGUCACCGCCCGUUUGGCUGACACGAAGGCCGCCAGCGAGGUGAAGGCGCUCGACAGCUUUUUCGACAUGUUGAACAAGGACCCCGAUCGCGCCUUCUACGGCUAUCCUCAUGUGCACCAGGCCGACGAGCAGAAUGCGAUUGAGACAUUGUUGGUCUCUGAUGAACUCUUUCGGUCACAAGAUUUGGAAACACGACGAAAGUACGUUCGUCUUGUCGAAAAUGUCAAAGCCAAUGGCGGAGUUGUUCGCAUCUUUUCCAGCCUCCACGUCUCGGGCGAACAACUCUCGAAUCUCUCAGGCAUUGCGGCCAUCCUACGCUUCCCAGUGCCUGAAAUCGACCACGAUGAUGCUCAUGACGACCACCACGAGCAGUAGCUCAUCCAGUCAAAUUUUGGGUUGGCUUUCUUGAUUUCGCGAACGUUUCAGGGCAAUUUGAGCUUCAGUAAUAAUAUUGGUUCAACAAAUUCAAAAAUACAUUCGCAACUAACGA